This is a messenger RNA of Sinocyclocheilus grahami, 1290 nucleotides long. RefSeq names its product protein-glutamine gamma-glutamyltransferase K-like. The transcript is spliced from 8 exons. The record is from RefSeq and is a predicted model, not a curated record. Lineage: Eukaryota; Metazoa; Chordata; Actinopteri; Cypriniformes; Cyprinidae. The coding region runs from base 1 to 1275 and encodes 424 amino acids. Gene Ontology annotation, biological process: peptide cross-linking. Gene Ontology annotation, molecular function: protein-glutamine gamma-glutamyltransferase activity.
AUGACUGAGCAGCAAAUUGGAGCCAGAACGUGGAAUUUUGCCCAGUUUGAGCAGGACAUCCUGGAAGCGUGUCUGUUCCUGCUGGAGAAGGGUCAGGUCGCUAUGACCGAAUGGAGAGAUCCAGUGAUCGUGUCCAGAAUGGUCUCUGCUCUGGUGAACUCCAAUGAUGACCGUGGUGUGCUGAUGGGUAAUUGGUCAGACAGCUUUGAAGGCGGGACGACUCCCACCGCCUGGAGCGGCAGCGGCGACAUCCUGAGACAGUAUUACAAAAUCUUGGGGAAGCCUGUCAAAUUUGGCCAGUGCUGGGUCUAUGCGGGAGUCACCACAUCCGUGUUGAGAUGUCUUGGUAUUCCCACCCGUUGUGUGACCAACUUCAGCUCUGCUCACGACACAGACCUUUCCUUGACCACAGACAUUUAUCUUGAUGAGAAACUGGAGCUUAUCAAAGAUGAGACCAGCGAUUCUGUCUGGAACUUCCACGUGUGGAACGAGUCCUGGAUGACCCGGCAGGACCUCCCGGCGGGUAACGGUGGGUGGCAGGUGGUGGACGCGACCCCUCAAGAGCUUAGCCAGGGUUCAUACCGCUGCGGUCCCACCCCCGUCUCCGCCGUCCGCAACGGACAAGUCGACCUGAAAUUCGACACUCCUUUUGUCUUUGCCGAAGUGAACAGUGAUAGAAUCUACUGGCAGAAGAAACCUGAUGGGAGUUUGAGUCAGGUUCAUGUGGAGAAGAACUCCAUCGGUCAGCACAUCAGUACUAAAGCUGUGGGAUCUGAUGCACGCGUGGACAUCACACACCUCUACAAAUAUCCAGAAGGUUCAGAGGAGGAGCGCAUAGCUGUGGAAACGGCCAGUCGUUUCGGCUCCAAGCCAACUUUGUAUCCGUCGCCCACCGUCAAUGACGUGAGUAUUGAGAUCGUCAUGGAUGGGGCAGGACCUCGCAUCGGUGAAGACGCCAAACUCUCCAUCGUCCUGAAGAACACAAGCUCAAAGCAGCGCACGGCCAGUCUGCUGUAUGAGGUGAUGGUCAUGUACUACACUGGAGUGCUGAAAGACACCGUGAAGAAGGACCGGAUUCCUAUUGACCUAAAACCGCAAGAGACCAAGACUAUUCCUUGGACUCUGCAGUUUAACGAGUACAUGAACCAUCUGGUGGACCAGGGCGCUCUGAUGCUCACGGUCACCGGUCGGGUCAAUCAGACCAAACAGAUUCUGGCUACACAGUUGAACUUCAGACUGCGCACACCAGACCUCAUCCUCACAGUACGUCAAUGAGACACUAGUCUUGAU